Tuber melanosporum (Perigord truffle) is the source of this 3099-nucleotide messenger RNA. RefSeq lists its product as uncharacterized. Gene Ontology annotation, cellular component: nucleus; MutSalpha complex. Gene Ontology annotation, molecular function: ATP-dependent DNA damage sensor activity; ATP binding; mismatched DNA binding. The record is from RefSeq and is a predicted model, not a curated record. The transcript is spliced from 20 exons. The coding region runs from base 1 to 3099 and encodes 1032 amino acids. Gene Ontology annotation, biological process: mismatch repair. NCBI's taxonomy places the organism in Eukaryota, Fungi, Ascomycota, Pezizomycetes, Pezizales, Tuberaceae.
AUGAGGACGAUGAUGUGCCGAUCCUCAAGCGUGGUGAGUGUCAAACGUACAAUCCAGGAUUAUGACGGGGAUGGCGACCUAGAAUUCCUUCCGCAGAAUAACCUUAUUGAGGGUUCGGAUCAGGGCUCGGAUAUUGCUGCCAUCGACUGUGAUGAUUUUGUCGUCCCGGAUAUCGCUCCAACUAGGACACCUCGUAAAACCAGGGAUUCGAAGAAACGCAAGAAAUCGAACAAUGAUUUCCAUGGAACACCGUCGCCCACUGUAAAAACCCCAGCAAGUGCCUCACACUUCGUAUUCAAUCCCAAGAGCGAUAGCACUACUCCGGUAUUCUCAGCCACGACCCCUCGGCCAAAACCUCCUGCAGCGCCUGCGGGCAGGAAGGACAGGGAUGAGGUCAGAUACUUUUGGCUUGUUGAUAUUAAGGAUGCUGAUGGAAAUCCGCCCGAUCACCCAGACUAUGACCCCCGAACCUUAUUUGUGCCGCCAAGCGCAUGGCUGAAAUUCUCUCCAUUUGAGAAGCAAUACUGGGAAAUAAAAAGCAGGCUUUAUGAUACUGUUGUGUUCUUCAAGAAAGGAAAAUUCUAUGAGCUUUACGAGGAUGAUGCCACAAUUGGCCAUAGAGAGUUCGAUCUGAAGUUGACUGAUCGAGUGAAUAUGAGAAUGGUUGGUGUACCAGAAUCCUCGCUGGAUAUGUGGGCAGCUCAGUUCAUCGCGAAAGGAUACAAAAUUGCUCGCGUUGACCAGAAAGAAACUGCUCUGGGUAAAGAAAUGCGGGAAAAGUGUGGUAAAGCAGGAAAAGAAGAAAAAAUUAUUCGCCGCGAACUUGCUUGUGUUUUAACGGGUGGAACACUUGUUGACGAGAGCAUGCUGCAGGAUGAGAUGGCAACUUAUUGUGUGGCAAUAAAGGAGUCAUUUCGUGAAAAGGAACCGUCGUUUGGCAUAGCUUUUGUUGAUACCGCCACCGGAGAAUUCUCUCUCUCGGAGUUCGAAGAUGACUUUGACCUGACUAAAUUCGAAACAUUUCUCGCUCAAAUUCGUCCGAGGGAGCUGAUUAUUGAGAAAGGAUUUCUAUCUUCUCAAUCGACACGCCUCCUGAAGAAUAACACUUCCUUGAACACUAUCUGGAACAAACUAAAGCCUGGGGUUGAAUUCUGGGAAGGGUCAACAACCGUUCGGGAGUUGGUGAGUAAGGAUUAUUUUGGCGAGAGUGCAUCGAAGGACAGAAAAGGCUGGCCGCAGGCUCUGGAAGAAGUGAAGGAAAAAGAGCUGGCAAUGUCAGCCCUCGGCGCUUUACUCUGUUAUCUACAAACGCUUAAAAUUGACCGUGAAUUGACCCUAUUGAACCUUGAGAUUUUUGCGAAUUCCUCGGAUGGUGGCCCAACUGGGACGCUAUUUUCUCUACUUAAUCGAUGCAUUACACCUUUCGGGAAGCGAAUGUUCAAACUAUGGGUGUGCCACCCUUUGGCUGAUUCGGAUAAGAUUAACGCAAGAUUGGAUGCUGUCGAAUCUCUCAACUCUAAUAAUGGAUUUCAAGACGCUUUCGUAACUCAUUUGAAUAAAAUGCCGGAUUUGGAACGUCUCAUCUCCCGCAUCCAUGCUGGUAGCUCUAGAGCGACUGAUUUUCUCCGCGUUCUUGAGGGGUUUGAGCAAAUACGUGAUGCGAUAGACGAGAUCACACUUUACAGCGUAGGUGGUGGUUUGAUUGGUCAGCUUCUUACUUCUAUGCCUGAUCUGAAAAGAAGCUUGAAGCAAUGGGAAGCUGCGUUUGACCGGGAGAAGGCGAAGUCACAAGGUCUUCUCGUGCCUGAGCGUGGUGUUGAGCUUGAUUUUGAUACUUCCCAAGAUGUUAUCGAGGACAUCAUCAAUGUUGAGUUAGAGUCGCUCCUUACUGAGUACAAAUCGAGCUUGAAGUCUAGAGAUAUCAAGUAUACGGACAGUGGAAAAGAAAUUUACUUGAUUGAGGUGCCAGUGAAGUUUGCGAGAAAUAUUCCCAAAAGCUGGACUCAAAUGUCUGGCACACAGAAAGUCAAGCGGUUCUACUCCCCGGAAGUCAAAAAGCUUGUUCGCUCGCUACAGGAAGCACAAGAAACUCAUAGCCAAAUUGUCAAGGAAGUUGCUGGGCGAUUUUACGAAAGAUUUGAUAGAGACUAUCAGACCUGGCUAGGCGCGGUGAAGAUUGUUGCGAAUUUGGAUUGUCUUCUUAGCCUUGCUCGGUCUUCCACCUCGCUUGGUGAAACUAGUUGUAGGCCGACAUUCGUUGAGGGUGAGAGAAGCGUGCUGGAUUUUACCGAACUGCGACAUCCUUGCAUGGUGUCUAGCGUGGAUGAUUUUAUACCAAAUGAUAUCCAACUUGGUGGAGAUUCGCCUAAGUUAGGUUUACUUACUGGAGCUAAUGCGGCCGGAAAGUCAACGGUGCUUCGGAUGACCUGCGUGGGUGUCAUUAUGGCUCAGAUUGGAUGCUUCGUCCCAUCGAAGUCAGCUCGGCUGACACCUGUGGAUCGCAUAAUGAGCCGACUAGGAGCUAACGACAACAUCUUUGCUGCACAGAGUACAUUUUUUGUUGAACUAUCAGAGACAAAGAAGAUCCUUGCGGAGGCCACACCCCAUUCUUUGGUAAUAUUGGAUGAGCUAGGCCGUGGGACAUCUUCGUACGAUGGCGUGGCUGUGGCACAAUCCGUUCUACACCAUGUUGCGACCCAAAUUGGCUGUCUUGGAUUCUUCGCAACACACUAUCACUCAUUGGCUAGUGAAUUUAUUGGGCAUCCGGAAAUUCAACCUAAGAGGAUGCAAAUCCAUGUCGAUGAAGAGAAUCGGGACAUCACGUUCCUCUACAAGUUGGAGGCAGGAGUUGCUGAGGGUUCAUUUGGAAUGCAUUGCGCUGCCAUGUGUGGUAUCAACAAACGGAUAAUUGAUAGAGCGGAGGAUGCAGCUCGAAGCUUUGAACAUACUUCGCGGCUUAAGGACAGUUUAGAGGCUGCGCGAGUGGGGACUUAUAUUCCAUUGGGGAUGCAGAGCGAUUUGGCUUGGAUUCUUCGGGGCGGAUGUGACAUCAGUGACAACGCUUUCGACACCAUCGUUAAAUGUAUUAAGGCAUUGUAA